CGCACGAACACCCCAACUCAAACUGCCAAGCCGCAAAGCCUCCUGGUUUCCAGCAGCAGCCCGCAUCAUCGCUCUCGCCUGCUAGACAAAAAAGAAAAUUCCCUCGUCGCGCCCGUCCACUACGACGGCGCCGGACGAGCAGACGCCGCCGCCACGAUGCCGACCGCCACCGGCUCCGUCCCAUCCACCGCGGUGGGAGCGGGAGAGGAGGUUGCCGCCGGGACGGUGCUUCUUGGAAGGUACGAGCUCGGCGGCCUGCUUGGCCGCGGUGCGUCCGCCAAGGUGUACCUCGCGCGCGACCUCCUUACCGGCCGCUCCGUCGCCAUCAAAUCGUUCCCCAACCCCCGCGGCGGGGGUUGCGAGGACGGUCGCCGUCUGGUGGCCAUUGAGCGGGAGGCAGCCAUUCUCCGCCGGCUGCGCCACCGCCACGUGGUGCGCCUUCACGAGAUCCUAGCGACACGGAAGAAAGUCCACUUCGUUCUUGACCUUGCCGCCGGGGGAGAGCUGUUCUCCCUCGUCGACGCCUCCGGCCGCAUGACGGAGGACCUCGCCCGCCACUACUUCCGGCAGCUCAUCUCCGCCGUGCGGUACUGUCAUGCACGCGGCGUCUACCACCGCGACAUCAAGCCGGAGAACCUCCUCCUCGACGAGGCCGGCGACUUAAAAGUCGCCGACUUUGGACUCGGCGCCGUCGCCGACGGCAACCUCUGCCACACCCUCUGCGGCACCCCCGCGUACGUCGCGCCGGAGAUCCUAUCGAGGAAGGGGUACGACCCGGCCAAGGUGGACAUCUGGUCCUGCGGCGUGGUGCUUUUCGUGCUCGCCGCGGGGUACCUCCCCUUCAACGAUGCCAGCCUCGUCAACAUGUACCGCAAGAUCUACGCCGGCAAGUUUCGGUGCCCGAGCUGGUUCUCGCCGGCGCUCCGCGGCCUGGUUCGCCGCAUCCUGGACCCCAACCCGGACACCCGCAUUGACACGGCCGGCAUCCUGAGCCACCCGUGGUUCUGUGACAGCGCCAGCGACGACGAGCUGGCCCGCCUCAUGCGUGGCCACGAGGAGGAGGCCUGGUUCAAGCCCGAGUUCAAGGAGGACAUGGCUCGCGCCAUGACCGCGUUCGACAUACUGACCUUCUCGCCGGGCUCCGACCUCUCCGGUUUAUUCGGCGCCGGGCCGGGCAAGGAACGUGUGUUCGUCAGCGAGCCCGCAGGCACCGUGCUAAGCCGCGUCGAGGACGCCGGGAGGAAGGAAGGGUACCGUGUGAGGAGGGAAGGGAAGAGGGGCACCGGGCCGGUGUACGUGGAGGAGGAAAGCGGCGGCAUCGUCGCAAAAGUCAGCGUCUUCAAGCUCGCCGACACGGUAUCUGUGGUCGAGGUCGUGAAGGGCGACGGCGCGGAGGCCGUGCUGUUCUGGAAGGACCGGCUCGAGCCGGCCGUGAAGCCCCCGGCAUUGAACUGAGCUGCCGAGGGUGAAGCCGCGUGCCGUCGCCGUCGCGCUACUGCUGCCAGCGCUUGCUUGGAUUUGUUUCAGUACAAGUGAUGUUUACAUCAUUACAUGUUGUGAUUAUUUUGGUUCCUUGACCCGCGUUCAUGCGUUGUAUGGUGCCUGUCGCACUCUGUGAGCACUAGGCACGAUUUGGUGUCUGGCCGGUGAAAUAAUCUGUAUAAAUACUCCAUGAAGAAGCAAAAAUUCGAGCGAUGUUGAGAGCCGAGACAAAACAAAACAGUCUUCAUCACAUCAGGCUCAGAUCAGCGCUUUGGAUUGACGGCACGACUAAUCCUGCCGCCUGUCGUUCGCGCGAAGAGCAAAGCAGCCGGGAGUAGCAUGUGACCCGAUGACUGAAAUUCUAAAAAUCCAUGGCCAAAAGGUCCCGGAAUUGCAAGUCAAAUCAAACCUGCCCUUAAGAAUUCACCGCUUGCCGGAUGUUUAUCUUGCAGGUCGGGUCGUGGAAAGUACCCGGGGUCAACUGCGGUGCUCACCAUCACGCGUACCGGCAUCGGAGCUUCGGAGGGGCUCCACCGUGCCGUCUCCUAUUCUUCGUCGUUGCCUUGUCACUCACUUCUCAGCUGGAGUACUGGCCAGUCUACCAUAUGUGAUGAGUGAUGAUAGAGCAUGGGAGAAUCCCCCAUGGAUGUCCGUGCUCUGGAGCCUGGCGAUGAUUAGUGGAGUACAUGCUGCCUGGUAACAACGCCAUGUGCCUCGGUUGUUGGAUACAUAGGACGAUCUGACGGUGCCGGCCGCUUGGAUCAAUGAGCCUACCUCCACUUGCCCAGUCCUUUCUAGGACGAGGGGACAGGGGAGGGUGGGACGUGACAUGGAGAAAACAACGGCGGCGCAGCCGCCGGUCCGUUUCGUUUCGUCCGAGCUGGACGGUGAUGCUUCCGCGCUUUUACUGUGGACCGCUGUCGGGAUCAUCGGCUGAGCAGCAGCCUGGUGCCGUGCGCGGGAAGUGACCGCGAUCGGGCGAGCUGAGAAGUUCAAACGGUACAGGUUUGAUUGCUCGAUCCGUGAUCGGGAUAACCUUCAUGGCGACAGGCGGCACCGCAGCAGGCUGGCAGGUUGACGAAAUGCCUGGUUUCCCCAUCGUUCCUUUCAACUGAUUUCACAGUCGAGACAGAGAGAGAUGACAGGACGAGUUGGAGAAACGAGAUAAGGGAAAGGAUUUACGAGAGGCCGUACAAAAGCUAUGUGGCUUGCUCCUCCUGCUACCCAUUGUUGGAUAAUCACGGUGGAUCGAUACAUGUUGACCUCACCUAUCGAACUCAACAUCUCCGAAACGAGAACUGUAUACGUCCAUAAUGCCACGAAUUUAGCAGUUCUUUGACCAA
Messenger RNA from Phragmites australis (common reed), 2825 nucleotides. RefSeq names its product CBL-interacting protein kinase 29-like. Gene Ontology annotation, biological process: signal transduction; protein phosphorylation. Gene Ontology annotation, molecular function: protein kinase activity; ATP binding. Lineage: Eukaryota; Viridiplantae; Streptophyta; Magnoliopsida; Poales; Poaceae. Bases 157 to 1455 code for a protein of 432 amino acids. The transcript has a single exon. The record is from RefSeq and is a predicted model, not a curated record.